This is a messenger RNA of Morone saxatilis (striped sea-bass), 2422 nucleotides long. It is a transcript of the gene mapre2, whose product is annotated as microtubule-associated protein, RP/EB family, member 2. The transcript has 8 exons. Gene Ontology annotation, cellular component: microtubule organizing center; cytoplasmic microtubule; microtubule plus-end. Gene Ontology annotation, biological process: protein localization to microtubule plus-end; regulation of microtubule polymerization or depolymerization; spindle assembly. Bases 211 to 1224 code for a protein of 337 amino acids. Lineage: Eukaryota; Metazoa; Chordata; Actinopteri; Moronidae. Gene Ontology annotation, molecular function: microtubule plus-end binding. The record is from RefSeq and is a predicted model, not a curated record.
AACAAACCCGGAGCGUGUUGACGUGUGUGUCGCCGGUUCGUACGGUGAUGUUACCCGGGGUCAGGGCAUAUGUCUGCUGUCACUACUCCGACAAAGUGUUGGCAGGAACAAAAAUGAGCUUAGUGUUAUAAACUUGGCGGUUAUCUGAACAGGAUGUACUAUGGUCACUAGAGAGAACAGACUUAUCUGUUCAACAUUUUAGAGACCCAAAUGCCCGGUCCCACCCAAGCCCUUUCCCCAAAUGGAGAGAAUAACAACGACAUCGUCCCGGACAACGGAUCCAACAUCAUUCCUUACAGGAAAAAUACAGUGCGAGGAGAGCGCGCCUACAGUUGGGGGAUGGCGGUCAACGUAUAUUCUACCUCAAUAACCCAGGAGACUAUGAGCAGGCAUGACAUCACUGCCUGGGUUAACGAUAUUCUCUGCCUAAACUAUACGAAAGUGGAGCAGCUUUCCUCAGGGGCUGCCUACUGUCAGUUCAUGGAUCUGCUCUUCCCUGGCUGCAUCAGUCUUAAAAAGGUCAAGUUUCAAGCUAAGUUGGAGCACGAGUACAUUCACAAUUUCAAACUGUUGCAGGCCUCCUUCAAAAGGAUGAAUGUGGACAAGAUUAUUCCUGUGGAGAAAUUGGUCAAAGGCAGGUUUCAAGACAAUCUUGAUUUCAUCCAGUGGUUUAAGAAGUUCUUUGACGCCAAUUACGAUGGUAAAGAUUAUGACCCAGUUGCAGCCAGACAGGGUCAGGAUGCCAUUCCCCCACCUGACCCUGGUGAGCAGAUCUUCAACCUGCCAAAGAAGUCCCACCAUGCAGCCAGCUCCCCUACUGCAGGAGCAUCAAGGAUGAGCACUACAACUCCCAAGUCCUCAACACCAACAUCCAGACCCUCAUCAGCCAAAAAGAUCCCUAUUCCGCCAACUCCUGCCAAAGGAGAGAAAGAACUGGAAGCACAGGUCACGCAUCUUACUGAGCAGGUGAACACAUUAAAGUUGGCACUGGAAGGAGUGGAGAAGGAGAGGGACUACUACUUCAGCAAGCUGCGACAGGUGGAGCUGCUGUGCCAGGAGCAGGGCGAAGAAAAUGCCCCUUUUGUCGAUCGGCUAAUGGAGGUCCUUUACGCCUCAGAGGAACAGGAAGGAGCGGAGCUGGCUGAGGGUGACGGACAGGAAGUAGACCAGCAAGCCCAUGAGGAGGCACCAGAUGAUCAGCAGGAGGAACAGGAUGAAUACUGACUGCCAUCAUCCCUCACCGCAGUUACACCCCUCUUUUUAAUAUGUGAGAACUGUUAAAGGAUUUUAAUUUUUCCUCAUGGUCUAUUUUUUUGUUUUCCAAGACUGAGCACAUGAAGCAACCUCCUGAAUAGAAGCACCAUCACAUUUUUUCUUUUUUGUAUCCCUCUGCUCACUGUUCGAUGUUUUUUGUGACUUUUGGUGAACUGCUGUGGCAGACAAGCUCAGACCAUCACAGAAGUUUCCGAGGACUGUGUGGGUGGAAGGUCAAUUCAAAUCCUACGGUAGAUGUGAUGAAAUGCUGAAUUUUAGACAGGUAACCGUUAUCUGUCAGUGCAAAUGUUAACUUCCCAGCUUCUGUCCUUUUUACAUUUUAUUUUGUUUUUAUUUUGCAUAUCAACAAUAUUAAUCACAAGAAUGCAAUAAGUAAAGCCCUGAAAGGGCUCGUAGUAGCUCUUAUUUAACCUCCUUCCAUAUGUUGCACUGACAUUUGACUCUGUACUGGACAAUCUGUCCAUAGACCCUCACCAUAUUUAUUAUUAUUAAGCCUUAGAAAUAGUGCAAGAAUCUGCAUUGCAUCCUCGUGAAGGAGGACAAUACAGUCAGUGAAUUGUGAAUAAAAUGUAGUAUAAUGCCAACUUAUGACUGUUUGACAUCCUCACAAAUUACAAGAUUUCAGAUAAUCAGUGUGCUCAACAAUGUGUUAUUCACACCAUACAAGGUGGUUUGGUGAUAUAGUUUACUUGGUAUGCCAUAAACAUAGGGAAGGCAGAAACAUUAUCGUGGACUAGUCUUAUUAUGAUGCAGCAUUUUAAGUUUUAAACCUCAGCUGGAACUUGUGGUCCGUUCAGAUUUCAGAGUUGUUGUUUUUUUAAACCACAGGUCUUAGGGAGAUGAGUCAGUUCACUGAGUAAUUUGCCAUGCUAUAUUCCAGUAAGUACAUUGUAUACCCUUUCUUAAUAUUGCAUUUACUAAUAUUGAACUGGGCAGUGCACCAUAAUGCUUUAGUCAUAUAUUAUUAUUGUGUAAAUGAAAAAGGAAUGUAAACAUGUACUGUCAAUAAUUAAUGAAUGGUAAAUGUUUUUUUUCAUGUCCCACUCAUUAUGCAUUCCCCAAAAAACGUGUUGCAUGUUUGCAUUUUAUUUGUGAAUAACUUGACCUGCUUUUUACAUAUUUAAUAAAAAACAAGUAUGUUAAGUGA